UAGAAAAGAAGAAGAGUAAAAGAAAACGCCAACAAAAUAGACAACAAGGCAAGCCCGCGCCUCCGAAAAAGGACAUUAUAUCACAAGAUACGCUGCAACUAGUUAUAAGCCGCGUAGCCGUGCUGAUUUUCGACCGGAGCACGAAGAGAAAGCAGCCAAAACGGAGGCGCGCAGGCUAGCGGAGAUCGCGGCGAUGGAGAAGAAGGCCAAGGAGUCGCUGCGCCGCUACAAGAAGGCCGCCCGUCACAGUGCGACGCACUCGAGCAGCUCGGACUCCACCUCGGACUCCGACAGCGGGAGCAGCUCGUACAGCAGCACGGACAGCGAGCAGGGCGUGGGCGGGGUCGGCGUGGGAGUGGGACCUGGUGGUACCGGUGGUCCCGGCGGCAGUGGUAGCGUCCACGGUCAUCCCCAUCCCCACGGCCAUGGACAUCAUCCGCGCUCCGCGGAGCGGCAUCAUCGCAAAAAGAAGAGCUCACGGCGCGCCGGCAGCUCGUCCGGAGAUGAACCAUCGUCGUCGCGUCGCAAGCGAGACAAACGGGAUCAUGUGCAAAAGAAGCUGGUAGCCAAGCGGAAUCAUAUCAAACGAAAGCUGAAGGAAGCGCGCCUUAAGAAACGGGCGGCCGCUGCCCUCAGUGGUCACGUCCAUCGUUCCCUGUCGCCGACGACGAGAGCCAAGCUGAAGAAGCUGGCUGAGCGGAAAAGGCUACGGGCUGCCAGCAAGGAGCAACGGGAGCGGGACAAGCUGCGCGUCGUCCAACGGGACAGGGAGCGAGACCAUCAUCGAUUGGGCAGCAGCAGGAGUCCGCCGAGCAGCAGCACUACCACCACCACCAAGAUUCGCAUCCACCAGGACAUCGUGGGUAAACGGCAAAAGAGUCCAGGCUUAGGUUCUGGUCUUGGAGGCGGCAGCAGCAGCUCAUCCGCGCGAAUGCAUCAUCAGCUGAUGUCGCGAGAGAAGAUCAUCAUCCAGACCCGCGCACGUGGACGUACUCCGUCCCUAGAACGGGAGCGGGAAAGGGAGCGCGAGCGAGAACGAGAAAGAGAGCGCGAACGCCACGAUCUCUCUUUGCGGGAGCGAGAUCGUCGGGAUCGGGAGCGCGAGCGUGCGGAACGGGAGGCAGCCAGGGACAAGGAGCGCGCUGAGGCCUUGGCUCGCUGCCAAGAACGUCAACGGGAGCGGGAACGCUUGGCUCGCGAGAAGUUGCGUCGUCAGGAGGAAGAGGAGGGUGGUAAACGCGGUGGUCCCGGUCGAGACUUGGAUCUUCCUCCAUAUGGCAGCCGGGAGCGAUCGCUGGACACCGUCGAAAGAGAACGAGAGCGCGAGCGAGGCGGGCGUCAUGUGCGCGAUAAGCGCGAGUUGGAUCCCUACGACCGUGAGCAAGAGUAUCUGGAGGAACGACACGGACACGGGCUGAUCGACGAGAUGCGAAGGUAUCGGCGCCGGGACAUCAGUCCCCUGCCCGAGCACUAUGCACCGAGAAUGCGUGAUCCGCGGGAACUGUACUCCGAGGAGGAGCGGGAGAGGGCCUACAAGCGCGCCUAUCUAGAUGCCCGCUAUUCCUCGCGGGAACGAGAAGCCUGGCUGGAGGCACGCGAGUUGCGGGAACGAGAGCUGCAAGGACGAGAGUACCGUGACCUCGAAACGGAAGACACCCUUUAUCCGGACGAGCGGGAACGUCUAAUCCGGGACAGGGAACGGGAUCGGGAACGAGAACGCGACCGCGAAAGGGAGCGCAAUAUUGGAACCCGUGGCGACUUCAGACCGGAGUGGGAGCGCGAGUGGGAGGAGGAGGGAGCUGGUGCCGGCUCAGGCGGACCUAGUGGAACCCCUGGGCGACCGGGUGCCUUUGUUGGCGGCCCCAAGCGGGGUAAACCCCCAGCUCAUGCGGGCGGAGGCCCUCCUUCGCAGCAGCAGCACCAUUCUGCUUCGGAGCCCGACUGGGAUGCGGACGAGCGGGAGCGAGAGCGUGAUCGGGAACGGGAGCGCGAUCGCGAGGAUCGACCGGACACAGGAGGCGGAGGCUCUGGCGGCGAUAGGCCAUCUAUCAAAAACGAGCCCGCUUGGUUGGAGCACGAUCAGCGGGAAAAGCCACGCGGCUGGCAGCAGCAGUCGUCCAAUUCUGGAGGUGAUUGGCGAGAUAACGAUGACGCGCCGCCACCACCAUCCCAUCCGCAUCCAGCUUCCCCGCACCACCAUGUGCAUCCGAGGGGCGAACGAGGAUCCGGCAGAGGGUUCCGGCGCGGUGGCCACGGUCAUGGCGAUCACGGCGAGCGGCCCGGCUAUCGAUCGCAUCCGCCACCGCUGAUGACGUUGCCGGUGCAACCGCCUGGUGGUUACUCACGCGGAUUUCCCCAUAAGAGAUUGCCUUAUGGAUCUGCCCGAGAUGGCGGCGCACUGGGCGCCCGGGACGGCGGUCUGCCCGGAUCGUCCACUUUCCUCAAAAAGCACACUCACGCUCCGCUGGUCUCGCCGACGCAGACACCGCUCCUGAAUCCACUCCUCAACGCGGCCAAACCAAAUGCUGCCGCACAGGCGAGUGCUGUUGCGGCGGCCACCACAGCAGUGGCAGCGGCUAAGGCUGCGGCCCAAAGCGCCGCCAAUUCCACCACCAAUCCCGGAAUACUGGCUCAGGUAAGCAAACUGAAUAGCGUGUGCAUCAAGCAGGAAGAUGCGUCCGAAGACUCGGCAGGCACACCCGAACUGGGCGCCCAAGAUUCGCCAACCCAGAGUCUGAACUUGAAUCAGUCUAUGUCUUCUGAGGGCAAUCCAGUUAAGCAGGAGCCCGUCCGCUCCAGCGCCGUCGAGGGUGAGCUGAGCGAGAUUAGCGACAGCGAUGACGAUAUUCUUAAUAAGACGGACAAGGUGCGGCCCAAGAACGAGCUGCCCACGGAGCCGGAGCAGGAAAUGGACACCAAUGCGGACGAGGUCAAAAACGAGGCACUCACCGAUGUGUCUGGGCAUCCGAUCAAGGGCGAGGAGGGAGACGAGGUGCUGGACUUUGAGGAAAUAUCCGAUGGCGAACUCGAGGAGGAUGCGCGCCACAAGGGCAUUGGCGAUGCUUUGGGCGUGGACUGGCAGGGAUUGAUCGCAGAGACCCGUCAGCAGGCCAGCGAUGCUCAGGCGGCCCAACAGGGCGUGGAUCGCGGCACAUCCGCCAAGCAGAGAUGGCAGCCAUACCGCGUGCUCCUCGACUUGGGCAUAUCGUUCGGAAUGGCCGGCGAGGGCUACGCCCGUUGCGUCAUGGAGGAGGCGCGCCAGCAGUUGCUCCAGGAGAAGGAGCAGGGCCAGCAGCGCGAACUAGAUGGAGACGAGGAGCCUCCGGCUAAGAUACCCUCGCCACUGCUCGACUAUCGCGAAUUUCUGGCCAGCCAGCAGCAACUGGAGCCACUGGCCUGCGUGCAGAUGGGUCUUCGCAGCGCCGCCGUCGAGCGCCAGCGUUUGGUGGGCAAUGUCUGCGGUCCGGGCAGCCGAGCUCUGAGUGCUCGCCAGGAUUUGCGCUUGCGCCGCCAGCUGUGCGGUUUGCCAGCACGCGAAUGCGAAUUCCCGCGCAGUGUUCCCAUCGUGGGCGAGGGACUGCGAAACCUGGCAAUGCAGAUGUUCCAGCGCAGGCUCCUGGAUGUCAAAUGAGAUCCGAUGCCUGGCGAGCCGCGGGAGCGCCGUUAUCGAAAGCCCCGUCACUAUCGACUGGAUAUACAGAUCUUUAUGGGCGGGGAGAAGGGCAAGGCGACGAAACGAGACCACUACUAGGUGGACUUUAGGAAUAAGCAUAAAUUGUGAGAUAUAACUUGAUUUCGAUUAUUGAUUCAAACUUGGAAAUUGCGGAAAUUGCGAAUUAUGAAUUGCAUUAUAGAAAUUGUAGAUUAUGAAUUCAUUAUGAAUUAUAUAAAAUUGUGAAUAUCAACUGCAUGUUUAAAAUAAAAAGUGUCGUCCCAAUAAACA
Messenger RNA from Drosophila sechellia, 3943 nucleotides. It is a transcript of the gene Flacc, whose product is annotated as Fl(2)d-associated complex component. The transcript is spliced from 5 exons. Gene Ontology annotation, cellular component: RNA N6-methyladenosine methyltransferase complex. The record is from RefSeq and is a predicted model, not a curated record. NCBI's taxonomy places the organism in Eukaryota, Metazoa, Arthropoda, Insecta, Diptera, Drosophilidae. Gene Ontology annotation, biological process: mRNA modification. The coding region runs from base 194 to 3631 and encodes 1145 amino acids.